Molecule: messenger RNA, 1688 nt
Organism: Rhododendron vialii
Lineage: Eukaryota; Viridiplantae; Streptophyta; Magnoliopsida; Ericales; Ericaceae
Product: protein SODIUM POTASSIUM ROOT DEFECTIVE 1-like
Exons: 3
Coding region: 282-1340 (352 amino acids)
Molecular function (GO): metal ion binding
Source: RefSeq, a predicted model, not a curated record
CCUGGUCCAAACAAAUCAGAGAGAGUAUCCUCCAAAAAUUUUAUAGUAAAAUUAUGCACAUUAUUGGGACCUAACUGCUUCUUUUUUCUCUCCCCUUAGAAUCACUCACUCUCUCUCUCUUUCCAAUCCACUUGCUUUAUAAGCAGAUUAAUUGCCUUCAUUUUGAAGAUCUUCCUCACACUCCCCUCUUCACCUCCUGAGUUACAAGUUUUUUUUCCCUGCAUAUCACUCAGGUCACCAAUUUGCUCUCCCUUUGAGGUAUUCCCUUGAUUCCACAAAACAUGAAAACCAUAGACCUAUUUUGUGCAUCUCCAGCUUCCACAGCCAUAUGUUCAAGCACGGAUCAACGGUCCAUGAUCCGCCGUGUCACGAGGCCUAUCGGCCGCCACCCAAAAGCCCUCCCUCCCAUACCAUGUCAGUCUCAACCACCCAUUGAUCCCAAACCUUACCAUCAGAAAAACAGAAAGAGCACUUCCAAGAAGCAGAGUGAUUUCCAGAGGAAAAGCUCCGUUGACAAAAGUGACCUGAUAAGUCCUCCUGGCUCCUCUAGGUACCUCCUUAGUGACACACCAUUUUCCGACAUGUUAUCGGAUUCGGAUCGUUUCAAGGCGUUGGUUCCUAGCCAGACAAUGAGAACAGGGCGCCAUGGUCCUAAUGAUUCUCCAUCAUCAUUAUAUUCACCCCGAGCGCGAGAUUCGGAUCGUUUCAAAGCAUUGGCUCCCAGCCAUAAAAUGAGAGCAGGGCACCAUGGUCUUAAUGAUUCUCCAUCAUCAUUAUAUUCAUCACGAGCGCGAGAUUCGGAUCAUUUCAAAGCAUUGGCUCCUAGCCAUAAAACGAGAGCAGGGCACCUCAGUUCACCAAAAUCUUCACUAGGAGGGCGAGAUUCGGAUCAUGUUAAAACGUUGGUUCCUAGCCAAAAAACAACACUGGGGAACCCUAGUACACUAAAAUCUUCAUCACGAGGGCAAGAUUCAGAUCAUGUCAAAACAUUGGUUCCUGGCCAGAAAAUGGGAGCAGGGGAUCUAAUUUCUGCCGAUUCUCCGUCUUCAAAAUCUUCAUCAAGUCGCUCUUGCCCUCGUGAUAAGGUUGUGAAACUGAAGGUAGCAAUACAUUGCAAGGGCUGUGAGGGAAAAGUCAGAAAACACAUCUCUAGAAUGGAAGGGGUGACAUCGUUUCGCAUAGAUUUGGCAACAAAGAAAGUGACAGUCAUUGGAGACGUGACGCCAUUGGGUGUACUCACAAGCAUUUCAAGGGUGAAGAACGCACAGUUUUGGCCAUCUCCAACUUCUUCUCCUUCUUCUUCUUCAUCAUCAUCGCCAACGGUUGGCCUUGAUUACUGAUCAUAAACUCAAACCCCAAGGAAUUAACCUGUACGAUUAGAGUUUGUGCGUGAGUAAUUAGGUACUUAAUCACUAUCGUGUGCAUUUUACGAUGUAAACAUAUUACUUGAUGAGGGGACCAGAACUACUACAUCUUCAGGUGGUUGGAAAGAAUGUAAAGUAGUAAAAGAUCGGUGUUGUUUGGUUCUUUUGUGGUAAUUUCUUGGGGGGAAAAAACCCAUGGUGUGUCUUUUUUGGCUUUCACCUUUCCCUUCUUUUAAUUUGAAAACCUGCCUAGGCUGGCAAGUUUGUCUCUGUACAUUUCAUACAUCCACUUUUGUAUCCAAAAGCAUUGUGAUUUGCCCAAAU